This is a messenger RNA of Hirundo rustica (Barn swallow), 856 nucleotides long. It is a transcript of the gene DRAP1, whose product is annotated as DR1 associated protein 1. Gene Ontology annotation, cellular component: nucleus; negative cofactor 2 complex. The transcript is spliced from 7 exons. Bases 95 to 712 code for a protein of 205 amino acids. Gene Ontology annotation, biological process: positive regulation of transcription by RNA polymerase II; transcription by RNA polymerase II; negative regulation of transcription by RNA polymerase II. Gene Ontology annotation, molecular function: transcription corepressor activity; core promoter sequence-specific DNA binding; protein heterodimerization activity. The record is from RefSeq and is a predicted model, not a curated record. NCBI's taxonomy places the organism in Eukaryota, Metazoa, Chordata, Aves, Passeriformes, Hirundinidae.
GGGAGCGGCCGGAGCGGGGCCGGGAGCGGCGGGGCCGGGGCCGAGCGGGGCCGGGCGGGACCCUCCGGGCUCCCCCGGGGCCGGCGAGGCGGCGAUGCCGAGCAAGAAGAAGAAAUACAACGCGCGCUUCCCGCCGGCGCGGAUCAAGAAGAUCAUGCAGACGGACGAGGAGAUCGGGAAGGUGGCGGCCGCCGUGCCCGUCAUCAUCUCGCGGGCGCUGGAGCUGUUCCUGGAGUCGCUGCUGCGCAAGGCGUGUCACGUGACCCAGUCCCGCAACGCCAAGACCAUGACAACGUCUCACCUGAAGCAGUGCAUCGAGCUGGAGCAGCAGUUCGACUUCCUCAAGGACCUGGUGGCGGCCGUGCCCGACAUGCAGGGGGACGGCGACGACGCCCACGGCGACGGGGAGCGCGGACCCCGCAGGGGGCGCCGCCCGGGCAGUGGCCGCAAGAACGGGGGUCCCGGUGCCAAGGGGACCCCGAAACAAUCGGGGACAGACUCGGAGCAGGAGGAGGAGUCUGAGGACAGCGACAGCGACGGCGACGAGGAGACGCCACAGGUGCCCCCGGCCCCGGCCCCGCUCACCUUCGCCAGCCCCGGGGUUCCCUUCGCCCCCCUGGGCCCCCCCCCCCUCCCGGGGGGGCUCCCCCCGGCCCCCGGCCCCCCCCGCGCCCGCGAGGAGGAGGAGGAGGACGAAGAUUACGAUUCCUAGCGCCCCCCCGCCGGAUUUUUGCCCGUUUCUCCAGGAUUUCUCCCCAAUCCCGGCUCGGGCCCCCCCCCCCCCACAGGGCCGUACUGGGAGCUGGGCCUGGCACCAGUUUGGGGGGGCGGGGGGGUACUGGGAGCACUGGGACCC